Messenger RNA from Halichondria panicea, 3705 nucleotides. RefSeq lists its product as uncharacterized. The record is from RefSeq and is a predicted model, not a curated record. The coding region runs from base 126 to 3491 and encodes 1121 amino acids. The transcript has a single exon. NCBI's taxonomy places the organism in Eukaryota, Metazoa, Porifera, Demospongiae, Suberitida, Halichondriidae.
CAGGUGGAGCAAUUUUGGUUUUGAAUGGAGAGUUACUCAUAUCCAAUAGCGAGCUAACAAACAACAAGGCACCCUCUGGUGGAGCGAUUUUGGUAUAUACUGGAACUACAUCUAUCUCCAAAGUUAUGUUUAAAAAUAACAGUGCUGAUGUUGGUGGAGUGUUUUUUGUUGCUGAUGGCACUGUGAUCAUUUCCGACUCUGUGCUCACAAACAACAGAGCCACCCAACAAGAUGAAGUGAUUGCGGUUGCUAUCUCAACUUUGAUAAUUACUAAUACAAGCAGAUUAAAUUUUGACAAUUUAGAGGGUGAAAAUAGCAUUUACGUAGUGCAUUCUAAUUUGUCAUUUACGGGAGUUAACAACGUUAGCAAUAAUGUAAACCCUGUGUAUGCUCUAAGCAGUCGAGUGGAGUUUAAUGGACCCACAACUCUCAGUAACAAUCGUGGUGUGCAGGGUGGAGCCAUCAGAGCAGUUCAGAGUCAAAUCUAUAUCAAUGCAGAAGGAGUGGUCAUUUCUAACAAUAUAGCUACUGUUGGAGGAGGUGUGUUUCUGAGAGAGAGUACACUCUUUGUUCACUAUCCAAUAGAGAUUUCUCAUAACAAAGCACAAAAUGGUGGUGGGAUUUAUGCAUACUCAAGCGAAAUUAAAUUUGAUUCGAAGGUCACUACUGGUUGUAUAUUUAAUCGUCAAUUUGUCCUGUGUACAUGUAGUGAAAUGGAACCUGUAGUACUGUUUGAGAGUAUUAUAGAUCGAAAUGAUGCUCAAAAUGGAGGAGGUAUUUAUGCAGUUGCUUCAAACAUUAAGGCUUUUUCUCAUGCUCACGUCCACAUACAGUCAAACUCAGCAAACAACAGUGGAGGUGGAAUUUAUCUACAACAAAGUUCCAAGAUAUAUAUUCUGAAACAAGACAUGGAGCUAGAACUUGGUAAAAAGCUGGUCAAACUAGAAAUCUACAAUAACACGGCUCAAUAUGGAGGGGGGAUAUUUGUGGCAGACAGUACUGAGAGUGGUGUGUGUAGAGGAGAGGAUGUAACUGCUGCACAAGAUUUGCCACAAACAGAAUGCUUCAUUCAAACUCUAAAUCUAUAUGGUUUUGAUAUCAAUUUUAUUAAGAUUGUGAGAAAUUUGCUCUCAGGUCUCCCGUCUUCACCUGAAGAAAGAAAGUGUUUAAUCAGUACGUCAAUCAAUCAUCGCAACACUUUUUUGACUAACAACACAGCUACCCAGUCAGGAGCAGAUAUUUACGGAGGUCUGUUGGACAGGUGUACGGUGGAUGUAUCAGCCGAAUUCUCUUCAUCAGACAAUGGAUUUGAGUACUUGAACAAUACUGUACGUUAUUCAUUGAUAGCUUCGAAGGCUGUCAGAGUGAAGUUGUGUAACACCACCAAGCAAACCAUUUCUGUUAGAAAAGGACAAGCAUUCACAAUCAGUGUUAUGGCUGUAGACCAAGCUGGAAAUCCAAUGAAUAAUGCCAUAAUUCACAGUUCUGUUAUCACUGAGAGCAGUAGAGUUGAUCGUCUCAAAGAAGGACAAGCACAACAAAAAGUUGGCUAUCAGUGCACAGAAUUGGAGUACAAUGUAUUCUCACAAGACAGCUCUGCUCAAGUGGAACUCUAUGCUGAGGGUCCAUGUAACAAUUUGGGAAUUUCAAGACAAGUUCUAAAUAUAUAUUUUCUAAAGUGUGAAUGCCCCAUUGGACUCCAACCAAUCAUGUCUUCAAUUGAGUGCAAGUGUGACUGUGAUCCAGUCUUGCAACAAGAAUAUCAGAUAACAAACUGUUCUGAGGAAAAUGGGACCAUAAAGCUGGAAAGCAAUAACAACAUAUGGAUAGGAGUGACUAAUACCACCAAUGGAACAGGGUAUGUUGUUAGUAACUGCACAUUUGACUAUUGUGUACUAAAACCAGUCAACAUCAGUCUAAGCAACCCUGACGAACAAUGUGCCUACAAUCGAAGUGGUGUCUUGUGUGGAGAAUGUGAACCAGGACUGAGUCUUGUGUUAGGUACUUCACGAUGUGAACUCUGCUCAAACUCUUACCUUCUCCUGCUACUCCCGUUUGCCCUGGCAGGCAUAGUACUAGUUGCAUUCAUUCUCGUUUUCAACAUUACCGUAGCAACAGGCACUAUCCAUGGGCUGAUCUUCUACACUAAUAUAUUAGCUGCAAAUCAGCCUAUUUUCAUACCUUUUCAUAACGCUUUGACAGUUUUUAUAUCGUGGGUGAAUCUUGACUUGGGUAUUGAAACAUGCUUUUAUAAUGGAAUGAAUGCUCAAGCAAAAGUGCUCCUUCAGAUUGUCUUUCCUGCUUAUUUGUUUCUUCUGAUGUUCUUAAUAAUCAUCUUGAGCAAGUACUUUGACUCAUUUGCAAAGCUCCUUUCUAACAGAAACCCAGUUGCUGCCCUCGGCACACUCGUCCUACUCUCUUAUUCCAAACUCUUACGGUUUAUCAUUGCUGCAUUACAAUACAGGGUCUUGGAUUAUCCAGAGGGUGCAACCAAGGUGUUGGAUUUUCCCAGCAAUUCAAGUGAUAUAGUUUGGGUGUAUGACGGCAAUGUGCAAUAUUUCUCUCCCGAUCACGUCCCUCGGUUUGUUUUUUCCUCCAUAAUUUUAAUUGCUGGUAUAUUGUUUACUGUAGUGCUCUUCUUUGGACAAUGGUUUUCUCGCUGUUCAAAAUGGAAGCUCAUGAAAUGGACUAAGAACACGAAGUACAAUGGCUUCAUGGACGCAUACCAUGCUCCAUUUACUCCCAAACAUCGCUACUGGGUGGGACUGCUCCUAUUUUCUUUGAUCGCUCAUAAUCUAAUAACUGCCUUGGCUUUGGACACUUCUCUCCCUGUACUAUCAGCUGGUGUUCUAUCAGUUGGACUAAUCAGCUGGAAAUUACUGAAUAAUCGGUUGUAUAAAAACACAUUCCGUGAUUCUCUCGAAACUCUCUAUCUACUCAAUAUUGUCUGUCUAGCAUUUGGCACCUUCUAUGUCAAAGAUACCAAGAAAGAUCAGUCAGCACUAGCCAAUACUUCGAUGGCUAUAUCCUUUAUCAUCUUUGCGAUAACACUCUGCUACCAUUUUUACGAAUUCGUACUCAAGAAGAGCAAUACAUGGCUAAAGGUUGAGGACACUAUAAGGAACUUACGAGCUGGUGCUGCAGACAUAAGACUCAGACAAGCUAACAAUGACCACGAAAUGUAUCAGCUGGUAGCCGAUGAAAAUGAUAACGAUGAAUUAUUUGAAAUAGUAGAGGACUAUGAACAAAGAGACCCAGUGGACCCACCUUACACUGAUGGAGCAAUGGAAGAAGCUGACCCUGAUCGUUACAUCACUCCUCCCAUCAUCAGACCAGCCACGAGGCCCGACCAACUGAGAGAGCCUGCCCUGGACGUACUAGCCCCCCUCACUACAGAGGACUACAGAAGACUAGCCCCUCCCCCUCGUCAAGAUAAUGCACCUAAAGAAGUCACGCAUACUGUCAUCGAUAUCGUAAAAGAACAACAUUAGUAUAAUUAUCUCCUAUUAGUUUGUUUUAAUUUUCUGGUUUUUUGUGAGCCCUCCACUUGCACGAUUAUAUUCAUUGAAUGUUGUGGACUUGUUUUCGUUUUCUGGUUUUUUGUGAGCCCUCCAUCUGCACAAUUAUAUUCAUUGAGUUUUGUGGACUAAGAUUCAGUACUUGUAACGACUUUGCUAGAGUUAAUCACUUUUCCCAUACUUUACG